Syngnathus acus (greater pipefish) is the source of this 1895-nucleotide messenger RNA. RefSeq names its product centrosomal protein 57, like 1 (gene cep57l1). The record is from RefSeq and is a predicted model, not a curated record. Bases 133 to 1524 code for a protein of 463 amino acids. Gene Ontology annotation, molecular function: microtubule binding; identical protein binding; gamma-tubulin binding. NCBI's taxonomy places the organism in Eukaryota, Metazoa, Chordata, Actinopteri, Syngnathiformes, Syngnathidae. The transcript is spliced from 11 exons. Gene Ontology annotation, cellular component: centrosome.
UAAACCGUCGGAACCGUCUGUCAAAACGGCUGCAUUAGCGCGCAACGGCUAACACAAAUAGCUGUAAAUCAAGAGUAAUAAAUACAGACGCAUGCUUUCGGUUGUGAACGAGAUUUCUCGUAAUGUUACAGAAUGGAGUUGAGCCACGACAAGCUUUUAGACUCCCCCUCCAAAAACAGCUACAUAGGGAGCUACUACCAACCUCCGGACAAGAUACUGGCAAUUCCAAAAGAAGCAGGGCUGACCCCCAAAAGGGCAGAGACCCGUAUGGACGGUCCUGAGCUCCAACCGACUAUACAGAACAGCCAGGGUGUCGCGGACGCACUGAAGACACUUCAGGAAAAAAUUAAACGGCUGGAGCAGGAGCGGCAGCAAGCGGAAAAGAGCUUGGAUGCGAGGAAGCAUGAGCCUGCCGCCACGUCAACGAGCCUGCCGGUGACAGAAAGCGAGAACAGGAGCGAGCUGGACUCCAAGUUGAUGUCUGCCGAGUCUCGCUGUAAGAUGCUUGAGAAGCAGCUCGACUACAUGAGGAAGAUGGUGGACGGCGCAAGGAAGCACAAGGGCACUCCGAUGGACAAUCAGAAGCAACAAGAGAAGGAGCCAAGCAAUGCAAACAACCAAAUUCAGCGCGAAAAGCUGCAGAAACUUGAAUCGGAGUGUCUCAAACUGAGCAGAACGCAAAACUUGUCCGAGAUGAAGCUUGCUGUUCUAGAGCAGAGGCUUCUGAAGGAAGAGCAUGAGCGUAAACUUGUGCAAGAGAAAGCAGGCCAGCUGCAGCGAGAGUUGGACCUCAACCUCCGACUAUCCUCUCCACCAGCCAUCCACCAGACGAAGCCAAAGAAGACUCCCCAAAAGCCCAUUCUGAAAUCCCCCAUAUCGAAUGGGAUACAGAGGCACAAAAGAAUUCCAUUUGUGGCAGGAACGUCGACCAGCCCGAGCCACUCGGUGCACGCCAACAUGCAGAGCAUACUACACAUGUUCAAGCACCACCAUCCUCAGCUGUGCGAGCGAUUGAGCGCCCUGCACUGCUCGGGCGGCGCCGGUGCCAGGAAGAGCCUGCGCAUGGACGUCCAGCUGGCGGCCCAGGAGCCCGAACCCGACCCCCAGUCGCUGGGCUCGCUGUCCGACCUCCUGCUGGCCCUUCAGGAUGAGCUGGGACAGAUGGGCUUUGAACAUCAAGAGCUAAUGCGUCAGAUUGACGCCACUCAGCAAAUGGAGCAACGGAAUAAACUGCAGAGAGAACUGGAAAGUAUGGUGGCCAGGAUGGACAAAAAAGGAGCGCAGAUCAUUAAACUGAGAAAACACCAGCAAACGGUCCACAAGUUGAGCCAGCAACCGCGGGCCACCAACAAGGCCACCGAGCCGAACACCGUGCAGCCAUCGUCGUCUUUUCCUGCACCGAAGAAUUAUAAUCGUCAUCAGGACAGGCCGAGCAGCGCAGGUCAGCAGAGCCUACGCAUUCUCAGGGAGACACAGAAGUUGCGCAACAGCCUCAAAGAAGAAGACAUCAGAUGGGAACCUUGACUAUGAUGAGCCACGUGUUUUUAAAUCUUGUUUUCAACUGUUUAUAUCCACUUUUUCUUUUUUUUUUAAUAAAACAUUUGAUACACUUUGUUUUACCAGUUAAUGUAAUAUUUAGCCACAAGAUGGCAGUGUUGAGCCAGAAUGGGAAACGAGACUUGAAAGGGGAUAGGUCGAGAGAUCUCCAGUUGAGUGAAUGUUGUUGCAUGACUCAAAACAACCACAUUUCCGGUAUGCUCCAGUCAAAAGUAGCUCAUUUCUCUGAACGCAACCAAACCCAAUAGAAAGGCAGCACUUUAGAAAUAACAAUCUGCUGAUUUAAGACAUCAAGCAAGAUGGGAAAUAAAAACAAAAUGAUAGGUUGAUUAGAAGAA